This is a messenger RNA of Vanrija pseudolonga, 984 nucleotides long. RefSeq lists its product as uncharacterized. The record is from RefSeq and is a predicted model, not a curated record. The transcript has a single exon. Lineage: Eukaryota; Fungi; Basidiomycota; Tremellomycetes; Trichosporonales; Trichosporonaceae. The coding region runs from base 1 to 984 and encodes 327 amino acids.
AUGACCAUUCCGCGACACUUCCCCCCGGACGAACACCCGCGCGACACUCUCCACGAGUUCGGAAUUCGCUUCCACGGGCAUCGGUGGUACCACGUAGCGGAGCACUUCACCAACGGCAUCCCCCUGCCGGAAGGCAGCGGCUUCCACCUCGCGGCCCGCGUCGCGCAGUUUCACCAGCUGAUGUACGGGCCCGGCACCGGGGGUAGCGUCACGGGGAGUGUGUUCAUCGAGCAUCUGAGCUCGGCGAUCAGCCGUAACCGCCUCCCACUGCUAUCGAUCAACUGCAUCGACCCUGUACCCGACACGCAAGAGGUCUUCAAGCUCGCUGCCCUCCGCUGGAUGUACGGCAGCGACCAGCUCGAUGUGUCACAUUUGCGCGGGGUGCGCAACCUGUGCGUCUCGUUCUACGAGUACAUUUGCCGCCGCGCGCAGGGUCUGGCGUGCGCACAUGUGUGCAUCGAUAUCGUGCUGGGGAGGGUUGUGCUACGGCCACCGGUACUCGUACCCCAACCCGGCGUCUUUCAGUUCAACACACAGAGCUUCAGUGGCACCCCAGAAGAGACGGCGCUCGUCAUCAACACCUACCCGCCACCACAGGGCCACCACUCCAACCCGCCCAAAUGGGCCGAAGCUCUCCUCCAAGGUCUCAGGCAGCCAAGCACGGUAGGACCCGCCGCAGAUGACGACGAGGCACUGUGGAGGGAGUACAUGGUACCCGACGAGGACGACGUGGUCAAAGAGGAGCCGGGUGUCAAGGACGAGUCAAUGGAGAUAUGGGAGGCUGCAGAGCCGAACGAAGGCGAUAUGCUCCAGGGAGUGGUGAAAUCAGAGGAGAGUGCAGAUGCGGUGGUGAAGGACGAGCCCAUGUCGCCAAAGCGUGAACCCGCCACGCCGGAGGAUAUCAAGCCGCCGCUGCCGACGCCCAGCCCGACACCGACGCCCAGCCCACCCGUGGCCAUAUUUGAAGUCCCCAGUGAUGCAUAA